Messenger RNA from Nerophis ophidion (straightnose pipefish), 2522 nucleotides. RefSeq names its product odorant receptor, family 95, subfamily A, member 1 (gene or95a1). The record is from RefSeq and is a predicted model, not a curated record. Gene Ontology annotation, cellular component: membrane. Lineage: Eukaryota; Metazoa; Chordata; Actinopteri; Syngnathiformes; Syngnathidae. Gene Ontology annotation, biological process: G protein-coupled receptor signaling pathway. The transcript has a single exon. Bases 98 to 1033 code for a protein of 311 amino acids. Gene Ontology annotation, molecular function: G protein-coupled receptor activity.
ACUUACUGUUUUUUGUUUUACUGCCUUUCAUUGUUGUGUAACAUUAUCAUGCUGAAGAUGUGGUCUCUGACAGGUGGGCUCAUCUGCGCUGCAAAUAAUGCAGCCUCACAACCUGUCCCUCAGCACCACCUCCCACGGCAGCCUCUCCGUCAUCAUCAAGGUGUGCGCGGUCACCCCUUUCUUCUGCGUCUUCCUGUGCUGCAUCAUCGUCAUGCUCUACAUCUUCGCCUCCCACCGCCACUUCCUGGAGAAGUCCCGCUACACCCUCUUCGCCUGCAUGCUCGUCAACGACACGCUACAGCUGUUCUUCUCCGUGCUGCUCUUUCUCCUCUCUAUGGGCCGGGUGACGCUGGCCGUGGUGUACUGCGCCCCCUUGCUGUUUGUCUCCCUCGUCACCUUCCAGAACACGCCCCUGAUCCUGGCCGCCAUGUCUUUAGAGCGCUACGUGGCCAUCGUUUAUCCCCUGCACCGGCCAGCCAUGUGGCGCUCGGACCGACUCUGGGUGAUGGUCCUGUCCCUUUUAAUCUUAAGCUGCAUCUUCCCCAUCGCUAUGUUCUCAAUACGGCAGCCCGACCCCGCCGAGGACAUCCUCACCACGCUGCAUUUGUGCAAAAACUUCGAUAUUAACUCCUCCCCGACGCAGACCAUCCUUAAGGUCGGCGUCCACGUGUCUUUCUUCUCCUUGGUGGCCGUCAUCGUCCUCUUCACCUACGUGCGAAUCCUGCUGGAGACCAGAAAGAUGAGGCAGGACCGGGCCUCUGUGGGCCGUGCCAUGCACACGGUGAUGCUGCACGCCUUCCAGCUGCUGCUCUGCAUGCUGGCCUUCUUGUAUCCCAUCACCGUGAACUUUAUCCAGCUGCACGAUCACUGGUCCAAACAGGACGUGGCCUUUUUUAACUACUUCUGCUUCAUGGUAAUCCCCCGCUUUCUCAGCCCACUCAUUUACGGUUUCCGCGAUCAGAGCCUACGAGGCUACAUCAGGAAGACCUUUAAUUGCUGCUUUCAGAAGGCAAACCUCCAGGUCCGGACCUGAGACAGCCAACUUGGCACUUUCUUCAAUUCUGCCUUCACCAACACACGUUUGUCAUAUUUCCUGCUUCCAUGGUGACGCAAUGCAGUUAUACGCUGCAAACGACACUAAUAAACAAACAUUGCAUCCGGACAGUAUUCACAGCGCUUUAUUAUUUUACACAGUUUGUAAUGUUACAGCCUUAUUCCAAAAUGGAAUCACAUCAUCUUUGUCCUCAAUAUUUUACAAACAAUACCCCAUAAUGAAGUUUUUUUUAAAAUAUUUUUGCAAAUGUAUACAAAAAGCAAUACAUCCCAUGUACAAACCCUGUUUCAAUAUGAGUUAGGAAAUUGGGUUGGAUGUAAAUAUAAACGGAAUACAAUGAUUUGCAAAUCCUUUUCAACCCAUAUUCAAAUGAAUGCACUACAAAGACAAGAUAUUUGAUGUUCAAACUCAUAAACCUUAUUUUUUUCUGCAAAUAAUUAACUUAGAAUUUCAUGGCUGCAACACGUGCCAAAGUAGUUGGGGAAGGGCAUGUUCACCACUGUGUUACAUCACCUUUUCUUUUAACAACACUCAAUAAACGUUUGGGAACUGAGGAAACUAAUUGUUGAAGCUUUGAAAGUGGAAUUGUUUCCCAUUCUUGUUUUAUGUUGAGCUUCUGUCAUUCAAGAGUCCAAAAAUGAUUUGCAAAUCAUUGUAUUCCGUUUAUAUUUUCAUCUAACACAAUUUCUCAGCUCAUAUGGAAACGGGGUUUGUACAUAAGUGUUUACAGCCUUUGUCAUGAAUUUUAAAAGUGAGCCUGUUUUAGCUGAUCAUCCCUGACAUGUUCCUGUACAGCUUUAUUGGAGUGCACCUCUGGUAAAUUCAGUCAGUUGGACAUGAUUUUGCAAAGGCACGCACCUGUCUAUUGUCACAUAUCUCGUAUGUACAUAAUGACUUUCAUCAACUCUGACGAUGAUGAUGUGACAUUUAACCCCACAGGUCUUGUUGCACCCAGUCAGCAUUUUUCAUUGAGUGUUCCUCUGUUAAAAAUAAGCCGUGUGCACACAAUUCUGCAAGAGUUUCACUGACAAUUACACAAUUGUGAGAGUUCAUGAUCAAAGUCGCAGGUGUGUUAGACUAAAGGCCCGUUUUAUGUGAGCCCAGGAUAAGAUUGAAUAGACUUGGUUCAUCCCACAAAGGGGAAAUUGUGUGGUUGCAGCGCCGAUUAGAAAAGCCCACAACAAUAAGGUAAAAACACAUAAGAUGAAAACAGUAAAGAACAUGAGGGACACAACAUACAUUAAAAAGAGCACAGAGCUGCAAGACACCAAGAAAAAAAAAAAAAAAGAGCAAUAGAUAAUACAUAUUGUGCACAUAUGAUUGAUCUAUGCAUAGACAAAGAACAUAACACAACAAUAACACCAUUAUACAUCGUGUUGGAGAAUAAUGGAAUAGUACAAUAUCAUGUGCGUCAAUAAAGCAUGUUAUCUUUCCUACUAAAUGUAUUUGUUAGUUCUGUAUGCAAUUG